AUGUCUGUUGAGACGCAUUUUUCGAUUCUCGACUACGUCUUCUUCGCAAUUGUGUUUGUCGUGUCCCUCGGGAUAGGACUCGUGUAUGCCUUGAGAUUGAAGAAGGGACAAUCACUGGAUGAAUAUCUAUUCGGUGGGCGGAAACUCGGUGUUGUGCCAGUUUCUCUGUCUCUAAUUGCAACCACAGUCACUGGAUCAUCAACAAUUGGCCAAAGCAUGGAAGUCUAUGGAUUCGGACUCCACAAUUGGAUGUUUGUGAUAGCCUCUGUGUUAUGGGGACUUCUAGUUCAUUUCGUAUUCCUUCCAGUAUUUUACGACCUCCAACUUAUGUCUAGUUUCGCGUAUCUUGAAAUGCGGUUCGAUAAAAGUGUCAAGUAUAUAGCCAGCAUUCUCUACGUCAUCACGGGAUUCUUCGUCAUUCCCCUGACUCUUUAUGUACCCGCUUUAGCCUUCCAAGAGGUCACUGGUAUCAAUCUCUACGCAAUAUCCGUGGUCACGGGUUUCCUCUGUAUCUGGUAUACAGCUAUUGGCGGCUACAAAACCGUCGUGUGGACUGAUGUUUUCCAGUUCAUUCUCAUCAUCACCUCAGCAAUCGUGAUCAUGAUUGUCGGACUCUCCAGUGUAGGAGGAUUCCGAAAAGUCUGGGAAGCUCUCGAUCGCGGAAAAAGGCUCACAUUUUUUAAAACUGACCUCAGUCUGGAAAUCAGAGGAUCAAUGUGGGCAUAUUUAUUCAGCAGUGUGUUCAUCUUAUGCUACCAAUUCAGUCUCAGUCAGAGCGGAAUUCAGCGAUACUUGUCCUUGCCGACAUUGACCAAAGCGAAAAAGGCUCUUUGGCUGCAAAUAAUUUUUAGCAUAUUCAUUCUACUUAUUCAAUUCGUAAUUGGAUCUAUUAUUUACACCACUUAUGAAAGUUGUGACCCUCUCACAGCUGGAAUAGUGAAGAAGAUUGAUCAGAUAUUCCCACUGUUUGUGCAGGAGAAAGCUUCAGCUUUCACAGGAUUCAAUGGAAUAUUUAUUGCCGGUGUCUUUGCCGCUGGACUCUCAACAACUUCCACUCUCUUGAAUACCAUGAGUGGAACAAUUUACGUGGAUUUCCUGAGUUCGCGAAUGAAGAAUGUGUCUGAAAGAACCACCGGCAGAGUUAUGAAGAUCUUAGUGGCUAUCGUGGGUGUUGGAGGAAUUGCUCUUAUGUUCCUCAUUGAGAGAUUGGGAACUAUUUUCUCCAUCACUGUGCAAUGCUUCACGAUCUCAACUGUUGGAGUGUUUGGACUCUUCAGCAGUGGAAUGAUCUUUCCCAAAAUCAACUGUAGAGGAGCCAAGUGUGGAGUUAUCGUAUCGAUGGCAGUGAUUGGAGUCCUCAUCAUUGGGGGUCUCAACAAGAAGCCUGAUACUCCUCUUCCCCUUCGCACUGAUGGAUGCAAUUUCAUGAACAGCUCAAGUCUUCACAAUGCAUCGCGUGUAUCGUUAACAAAGGAGGAUUCUAAUGAGGAUGUGCCGUGGAUUUUCCGCAUAAACUUCCAAUUCUUCUGUAUUAUAGGUCUAAUCAUCAACUUAUUAGUUGGUUAUACAGUAAGUGUAUUCACUGGGGGGAACACAGAUGUUGAUGAUAAGCUUUUGAUAACAUUCUUAAGAAAAAAUCCUCCACAAGAAAUUCUUCUCUCUACCAAAUGACGAAAUAGAGUGAAUGAAGAGCAGAAAACGUUUUACUUUUUAAAGUGGCCUUGCAAAAUAUAUACACAAAGUUUGAAUAUCAAAACUGACGCGCGCGAUUAAGAAAUUUGCACAGAAAUGUCUUUCUCAGUUGUAACAUGCUCAAAUUCAAACAGGUUAGUGACGAUGCCAUUAAUUUUCUUCAAAUAUGAGUAUUUUGCCGCAAGAAUUCCCACAAAAUUGGCGUCCACAACAGAAGCAUAGCCAUAUCACGUGAAAAACUUGAAUUUCUUCAGCAAAUUGACGGAGUUUAUGUCCUGUUUAUUGGAUUUUCACAACGACUAGAGACGCUCGUGUGGUGGAAAAUUCGUGCUUCUCAAACAUCGGAUAAUUCCCAUACAAUUCCCUUCCUCAAUUGGAAGGUAUGGGAAGAGUCGGAAGGUGAGGCAAAUGAGCGAGAAGAUGAAGGAAAAUCUCAUGAUGGUGAAAUAUUCAUGAAGUAAAGGUUUCAAGACACUGGAAAAGGAGUCAUAAAAGUAUUACAAACAUUUUUCAUUCGCAACGCUUAAGGGUUAAUUUUUGGGGA
This is a messenger RNA of Phlebotomus argentipes, 2236 nucleotides long. Its product is annotated as sodium-coupled monocarboxylate transporter 2-like. The transcript has 4 exons. The record is from RefSeq and is a predicted model, not a curated record. Gene Ontology annotation, molecular function: symporter activity. Gene Ontology annotation, biological process: sodium ion transport; transmembrane transport. Gene Ontology annotation, cellular component: membrane. NCBI's taxonomy places the organism in Eukaryota, Metazoa, Arthropoda, Insecta, Diptera, Psychodidae. Bases 1 to 1671 code for a protein of 556 amino acids.